UGCUUGUGAGAAGUCUUACUUUACGCCUGCGCCAGCCAGCAGCCUCCCAUCCCCCAUGAUCCUCUCAUCCUUUUCACAAGUCUUAACAGGCUCAACAAGACCAUGUCUUUUCCCGCAUCCUAUCCGUGUAGGCCGUCUUGGAUUCAUGCAUUGCCCGUCUCCCGCUUCUGCGAUACUUGAGCCUGCCCUCGAUCUCGACCUUGACCUCGACCUUAACAUUGUUCGUCCAGACCUUAUCUAAAUCACGAUCCAUCUUCCACACGAAAUGUUGUGGCUAGCCUCCCGGCACCCCCGAUUCUUGUGCCAUCACUAUCUGUGCUAAUGUGGAAUUCCUACGAUUCUGGUGACAAGUCUACUCCAACGUCAUGCCGCGCCCAAAGAAAGCCGACCAGGAUGGAAGAGAGGUGAAGAAGCGGUCGAGAAAUGGUUGCUGGCCUUGCAAGUCGAGAAAAGUCAAAUGUGGAGAGGAGAAACCCGCAUGCGCCAAUUGCCAGCGACAAGGAGAGGCCUGCGACUACAGUAUACGACUGAACUGGGAUGGCCGGAGCAAAAAGAAAGAAGAUGGAAAGCCAGGCUCGCAAAUCAUAUCGUUUGGCGCUCCUCAACCUUCUCCGCCUCAGUCUGUGACCAACGGCUAUUCCAACGGCAUCAACGGUCAGGUUCCCAACGCAGACAUUGCUUCUCCAGCCCUUCGAAUGCAAUCGCACCUACCUCAGAGUUAUGCGGUUGACCAGUCCUUAUCAGACUCGACCAUGCCUUCAAUUCCCAGAUUUGCUAACUCGCUUCCUGUCCCUCCGACCGAGUUCAAUCCCCCUACACUUCCUCCUCCGCCUGUCCUGAGAACUCCUCAAUGGACCGAAAGUCCCAACAAUCCAGCAGUUCAACAGCCAGGCCCGGGGGGCCCUUUGCGACAUGCACUAUCUCUCCCAGCAUAUCCAUCCCCGUCAGACUCGGGGUUCGGAAGCCCGAACCUCAAUGGCGGGAUGUACCAAUUCAGUGGGCAUUCUGCGCAGAUGCCUCCGCCUAUGCCAACGUCCAACCCGUUGAACUAUCAGGAAUCUGUCUCCUCACCGUACAACAGUGCAAAGAGAAUGAGAUUGAGUCCGCGCACAGAUAAUUUCGGCCGGCCAACUCAUACUUAUCCACGCGCUGCUUCCUAUGGUCCGAAUGAUAAUGAGGAGCCUGCUCGAGUUCAAUUCUACCCGCAUACACCUACCUUCUUCCCUUCUUACCUUAGCAACCCUUUGACUCCGGCGACCUCGGCAUCACAAGUCACGGACAACGAUGAUCGACGUAUUUCCGUAAGCUCUUUGUUAUCGGAAGAUCCCGACACUGAAGACUCGAAACCUUCUAAUACCAACGAGCAAACCACCUAUAGCGAUGAGCAGAUUCCGCGGCGUGGUUCACUUCACCAACGCAUGGUUUCGUACUCGCAGACGGAAACUUAUGGUCAAGACCGUGGAAACCCGGACUUAGAUAUACCACGCAAUAACGACACUGCGGCCAUCUCAGGCACGUCCCCUUCAGAGCAUAGUGAGUUUGAUUCUUGGCUGCACGACACUGAUCUCCAAGUGCCUGAAUUUGGAUUCGGCCUCGUAAGUCGAGAAACGGUGUUUGCCAAAGGAGGGUAUUAUGCUUCCCCCGUUCCGAUCAAGAUCCCACGAAAGUUGGAACCUCUACCGCGAACGCUUUCGGAAAAUCCAAUGAAUCUCCUAUACUUCCAUCAUUUUCUCAACCACACCGCCAGGAUACUGGUGCCACAUGAUUGUCCGGAAAACCCUUUCAAGACAAUCUUACCUAAAAUGGCGGUCGAGAACCCCAAUCUACUCAAUCUGCUACUGGCAUACUCGGCGUGCCACCGAGCUAGGCUAUUGAAUCACCCUGAACCGGUGAAUCGUAUCGCUCAUUGGGUUCGGGACGUCUUCCCUUGCUUACGGCAAACUCUGGACAAUGUCUCGAACACAGAAGUUUCCAAUGCGAAUUUGGCAACCGCGAUCAUGUUGUCUUCCCUUGAGAUAAUAUCCCCUUUCAGUUUCGGCGUCUCCAUACCUUGGCAGAACCACCUGAGUAUCGCCCGAAGCAUUAUUCGUGCGCGAGGUGGACCAAAUUCGAUUUCUCGGAAAGACCCGGUCAUGUACUUCUUGACACGAUGGUUGGCGUAUCUGGACGUCCUGGGCUCGCUAUCUGGCAGACGCAACGAGGAGCCCUUGUUUGCCGGAAAUUAUUGGUCCAAUUCACACGAAGAUAGUACUUCAGCCAAGGAACUAUCCCUGACCGACGAUGAUGGCGACGAUGAAGACGACUAUACCAUUGACUGUCUACUGGGAUUUACCACCCGCUGUGUUUCGAUUUUGGCUCAGGUGGCUGUUCUGGCGAGACAAUGUGAGACCGGCAGGAUUGAUCCAGAGACCGGGCAAAUCAACGAAGCCUGGAGACCUUCGCACGAUAUCCUCAAAAGAGCGGAGAAAUUGCAGCAAGAUCUGGAAAGGGCUCGCAAUCACGAACAGAUCCAAUGUCACCAUAGCCCUCAAAUGACCAAGGCUCAUUUAUGCGGCUCACGGCGAAAUUCAGCUUAUGCCGAAAUGUCGGAGAAGGAUCAGGAGGAGGCAUUUGCAACCAACUCUGCGUUCCACUGGGCAGGACUUGUACACUUGCUUCGUAGGAUCCACAACUUCCCUCGCCGGGAUCCACAGGUACAGAGUGCUGUGCAUGAAAUUGUAAAGAUCCUGCAGACAAUCCGACGGGAAGGAAGUGCCGAGGCUUGUUUGUUAUUUCCCAUGUUCACGGCUGGAGUCGAAGCUGAAGAUCCACUCGAUCGAGCAGAGAUUCUGAGCAGGAUCAAGGCGUCUGAAGGGCUUGGGAUGUGCCAGGUCAGUCAUGCUCGCAAGAUUAUGGAAGAAGUCUGGCGUACGGGAGUCAGCUGGGAAAACCUGGUAACCGAGGGAUUUUUUGCAUGAACAUCUGAGACGAAGAUGAUUUUGUCUGUGGUAACAAGUAGGCCAUUUUUGCUUGUGUAUACAAUAACUGAGCGUUGCAGCUGGGAUAGUCACGGUAGUUUGGGUAUGUACAUUCACUUCUUCUACAAUGGAAUUAGCUGUGCCUCUUUGAUGCACUAUUUGAACGAGACGUCGGA
Exophiala xenobiotica is the source of this 3133-nucleotide messenger RNA. RefSeq lists its product as uncharacterized. The record is from RefSeq and is a predicted model, not a curated record. The coding region runs from base 366 to 2957 and encodes 863 amino acids. Gene Ontology annotation, molecular function: DNA-binding transcription factor activity, RNA polymerase II-specific; zinc ion binding. Gene Ontology annotation, biological process: regulation of DNA-templated transcription. Lineage: Eukaryota; Fungi; Ascomycota; Eurotiomycetes; Chaetothyriales; Herpotrichiellaceae. The transcript has 4 exons.